Anguilla rostrata (American eel) is the source of this 3954-nucleotide messenger RNA. RefSeq names its product leucine-rich repeat and calponin homology domain-containing protein 2-like. Lineage: Eukaryota; Metazoa; Chordata; Actinopteri; Anguilliformes; Anguillidae. The record is from RefSeq and is a predicted model, not a curated record. Bases 28 to 2259 code for a protein of 743 amino acids. Gene Ontology annotation, molecular function: protein binding. The transcript has 21 exons.
AUUUAAAGGAAAAAAAACUUGAAACACAUGAAAAUGGCGGCGAGUCAGGGAGGUGGGGGAGCAAUAACGGGUCUGCUUAGCCAUCUCUACCCGAAUGCACCUCACUGGAACCCCGGGAUAUUUCAGCAUCAGAACUAUCACCUCACGGCUCGCAGCACGGACCGCGCAUUGGAGGAUGCGGUGUGCUCGGGGAUUCUGAAUCUCAGUGGGAGGAAAUUAAGGGAUUACCCCGGAACGAGCUACGAUCUUGCUGAUACAACACAGGCAGAUCUCUCAAGGAACAGGUUCACGGAAAUACCCCCAGAGGUCUGCCACUUUGCCCCUUUGGAGUCGUUAAACCUGUACCACAACUGUAUAAAAUGCAUCCCAGAGGCCAUCAUCAACCUGCAGAUGUUAACCUACCUGAACAUCAGUCGGAAUCUUCUUUCAACACUGCCAAAGUACUUGUUCAAUCUUCCCCUUAAAGUGUUGGUUGUGAGCAACAACAAACUAUUCUCAAUCCCUGAAGAAAUCGGGAAAGCCAAGGACCUCAUGGAACUGGAUAUCAGCUGCAAUGAGAUCCAGGUCCUGCCAUCUCAGAUAGGAGACCUCCAUGCCUUACAGGAACUCAACAUGAGGCGAAACUGCCUGGAGGUGCUGCCUGAGGAGCUAGCUGACUUGCCACUCAUCAGACUUGACUUCUCCUGCAACAAGAUCACAGAGAUUCCUACCAUUUACAGGAGAAUGAGGCAGCUGCAGCAUAUUGUCCUGGACAACAACCCCAUGCAGUCACCACCUGCGCAGAUUUGCCUAAAGGGUAAAGUGCAUAUAUUCAAGUAUCUGAACAUCCAAGCUUGCAGAAUGGACAAGAAGCCAGACUCCCUUGACCUCCCAUCUCUGGCAAAACGUUGCCUUCCACAGCCACUGACAGACAGCAUGGAAGAUUUUUACCCCAGCAAAAACCAUGGGCCUGACUCGGGCAUUGGGAGUGACAAUGGCGAUAAGAGGUUAUCUACGACAGAGCCCUCAGACGAUGACACCAUCAGCCUCCACUCUCAGGUGUCAGAGACUGCGCGGGACCAAGGGCGGGUUGACACCCAUUCACUGCUCUCCAGGCUGGACCCCAACAAAGAGCCUUAUGACUACAUCGACCCAAACCCAGAGGAAGAUGCACUGCCGGCAGAGGGGGAUGUACAGCAGAGCACUCCCUGUGUUUCAUGUAUAAAGGAAUUCAAGGAGGUACUAAAGUCACACCCCAGCAUAGACAAAGAGAACUGGAAAGAGUCCAGUUUGGAAAAAGAACAGCUGGUGGAAGAGGUGGAAGAUGAACUCCAAGAGGUAAUCGACCUGAAGAAGAUUGCUACCCAGCUUCUCCAGCAGGAGCAGCAGAACAGACGGCGGUCCUUAAUUUGUAGAGCAGAGAGUCUUAUUCAUCGGCGGAGGGUGGUGGGCCGAGCGCACAGGUUUCUCAGUCAUUCGAGCAGCAGUGCCAACAGCAAACUGAGGUCCCCCGCUCAGUCCGUCAGGAGUGCUUCUGUGGAGGAGGGAAGCUCAGCAGGACUGGUCCUCAGUGCACAGCCUACCUCCUCAGUGUCCUUUGAUGGGACUCAAAGCCUGGAGCAAACAGAGCUUGAGCACAAGUGGCCUGAAGUGCCUCCAGUACUGAACCAGGGUGAGGAGCGGAGGCGGAGUAAAUAUUUAAGAAAAGACUAUCUAAAGCACAAGUGUCAGAGUGCACGAAGAAACUCCAGCAGCAACGAUUGUGAGGAAGGAGUGCGAUCUGCAGAUCUGAGCACAACCUUAACAGUGUUUGGUUUGAAGCCAAGGUCAGCAUUUUCCCGGGCAAGUCAUCAGGACUACAGUUCCACGGAUCCCAGCUUCACUAUGCGAAGGAAAAUGGAGCACAUAAGGGAGGAGAUGGAACAGAUUGAACUUCUGCGGCAGAACCUGGAGUCUAGUCUAAAGGUCCUGCUCCCAGAUGAUGUGGGUACAGCUCUGAUGGAUGGCGUAGUUCUGUGCCAUCUGGCCAACCACAUUCGGCCUCGCUCCGUAGCCAGCAUUCAUGUGCCCUCCCCUGCAGUGCCAAAGCUGAGUAUGGCCAAGUGCCGCCGAAAUGUGGAAAACUUUCUGGAUGCAUGUAAGAAGUUGGGUGUGCCUCAGGAUAAGCUGUGCCUGCCCCAUCACAUCUUAGAGGAGCGAGGCCUGGUGAAGGUGGGCAUGACAGUCCAGGCAUUGUUAGACUUGCCUGCAUUGAGGCCGACUCAGCUCUCAGGUGUAUAGCCCUGUUUGGCUCACACAUUCCACUGCUGCACCACGCCUGAGAAAUGGCAGCCACCGCUACACACUAGCCAUAAAGGACCAAGGAGACAACCCUCCACCAACAGCCCUCUGUCCAUACGUCUUUCGGGGGGGGGGGGGGAGAUCCUACAGGAAGCUGAUUGAAUCCUCCAGGAAUCUGAUUGAAUUUGGAGGGGAUUCCCAGACUGCCUUCCUGUAUGAUGUCAGCUACAGUGGAAAUUUUGAAAUAAGAAACAAAUGGUCAAACAGUCCCACACGGUGCUGAAAAUACUGUUGUGGAGAGGGGUGGCUGUUUUGUCUGUAGUGCUGGUCAUGCAAAACUAGAAAGAGUCAUGGUGAUAUGAGAAUGUUCUUGCCAAAUUGAUCCUGCAAUGUAUGUGUAAUGCCAGCAAGCAUUGUUUUACAGUCUAUAAUCUUAGUGGCACAAAUUCCCCUCAAAUUCAUUAGUCUUUCAAUAAAAAAGUAAAUAUAAGCUCAUGAAACCAUAAAGUAAUGGAGUUCUCAAAUAAUUGUUGCAAUGUGGUAAUGAUACUUUUAUAUUAGAUUUACAAACCUUUAUUUCACAUCAUAAAUUAAAAACAGCAGUAUUAAAAUUAUAUUUGCAAACCAAAAUUUUUAUGCUGCCUUAAAAUGAUCAAAUUAGGUUUUCAUUUCUUGUUUUAAAGAUGGCUUUUUACAGUUAGGCCUGAAGUAACAAUGUACUUUACACGACCACAAGUCCUGAUUAUUGGUAACUACAGUAACAGAUCAAUUAAUCUAUUUUGGGAUGCAAAAAUACAGCUGUUUUUACUUUUGCAGUUCUGCAGGGUUCAGACAAACAAACUGUUUUGUAACUUUAGUUGAUUGGGUGAUGUUUUACAGGGUAGCACUGUAACAUUGUCAGCAUAUAAAAAGGAAUAAUAACAUUAUUCCAUUUGAAAACAGUAUAAGAGUUUUCAUAACCAUGUCGUAUUCCUGUCCAGGGUCACUUCUAAUAUAGUUUGAAUAGCUAGUUUGCUAGACUUACCAUUAUGCCAGGGUUCAACAUGACCAAAAGGUUGCCAGUAUGUGAAGUUGCAUUCCUUAUACAGAUCUCAUAUAGAGAUGAUGUGACAAUGAGACUUUCAUAUUUUUGCUUUUUCAUAGGCACUUAGUAUUCCUGAUCAUGAACUUGGUGAAAUGUGAAAUAUGAGUGCCAUGCCCAACCACAACCACUCUCAUAUGUAUAGUUUUUAUAAAAGAUAAUUUAAUGUUAUAUUAUUGAGAGUUUUAUCUUUUGUUUAAAUUUGAUUCUGAAUCAUGUUUUUAUGAUUGUUUUUAACUUAUUUAGUUUAAAUAAAUUUUACUGGGUAUUAAUCCACAUACCUGAAAUGUAAAAACUCUCGAACACUGUGUACAAUUUUUAAUAAUGAUGUUAUUACAUUGAGAAAUCACAGCAUAUUAUUUGUAUCAGGGUAUUACUGAUUUUAUAUUUAUUGUUUAUUUUUUCCUAUGUUUUCAUACCUAGCCUGGUUCAAUGUCAUUGGUCUGAACCUAACUAAGGUUUAAAGAUUUGUAACUGGACUCAAUUUCUAGACAUGUUUGUAUAGUAACUGUUUCAACAAACCAAACUUGUAAUUAAAUGGAGAAAAUACUGAAGAUUUCUUGCUUGCAUACAGUGAGAACUGGUCAGAAUAAAGCAUCUUGCUUGAUGGAAAA